This is a messenger RNA of Cordyceps militaris CM01, 783 nucleotides long. RefSeq lists its product as uncharacterized. Gene Ontology annotation, biological process: mycotoxin biosynthetic process. The record is from RefSeq and is a predicted model, not a curated record. The transcript is spliced from 4 exons. Lineage: Eukaryota; Fungi; Ascomycota; Sordariomycetes; Hypocreales; Cordycipitaceae. Bases 1 to 783 code for a protein of 260 amino acids.
AUGGCAGGCGGGAGCACGCGCUACGAGCCCCUCGAUAUUGACGAAGGUGGUGUGCAGUAUCGCCGGCCGCCGCCGCCGCAGUCGGUGUUCCUGGCGCCGCGGACAAGGGCUGAUUGGAUCUUCGUGGCGGCCAAUGCGGGCUUGUUCAUCGUCACGGCGCUUUUCUGGCUUUCAGGGUCCAAGGGUGUGCCGUCAGAGGUAGAAUGUGCCAAAGCAACAUCUUCUUAUUCACCCGUGUUGUCUUCAUUGGAUUUUUGGGAAGGUAAUUUCGAAAAUGGUUUUAUGCGUGAAAGCAUCUAUCGCGGUCCGCCGACGAGGGACCUAGAGCAAGCAUGGGAUGAUCUGUGGCAUCAUCAAGGAGUUGGCGUGUCAAAGCAGGGCCUCGUCGCCUUGAACAAGACUCAGGGCAAAUAUCUACAAACCAACAGGAGCACGGCAGCAGAGCCCGAAUAUUAUGCCCUGGUGGAAAUGUUUCACCAGCUGCAUUGUCUCAACAUUAUACGCCAAGCAACCUGGCCCAUUCGCGUGUACAACGCGAGCUGGGGCGAGGCGCUCCAGCCGAUGAACGUCUCGGAGAGCUUGGGCCGCGCGCACGUCGACCACUGCGUCGAGACGCUGCGGCUAUCGCUCAUGUGCUUGGGCGACGCGACGCCAAUGCUGCUCCGGACCGAGGACGGGACGCUCAACACCAGCGCGGCGGACUUUCACGUGCAUCACAAGUGCCGCAGCUACGAGCAGAUUCGGGACUUUGUGGAUGCGUCGGGGGUUGAUCCUAUCGCUUAG